This is a messenger RNA of Strigops habroptila (Kakapo), 5934 nucleotides long. It is a transcript of the gene SLC26A1, whose product is annotated as solute carrier family 26 member 1. The record is from RefSeq and is a predicted model, not a curated record. NCBI's taxonomy places the organism in Eukaryota, Metazoa, Chordata, Aves, Psittaciformes, Psittacidae. Gene Ontology annotation, cellular component: membrane. The coding region runs from base 159 to 2507 and encodes 782 amino acids. The transcript has 5 exons. Gene Ontology annotation, molecular function: chloride transmembrane transporter activity; oxalate transmembrane transporter activity; bicarbonate transmembrane transporter activity. Gene Ontology annotation, biological process: transmembrane transport.
GGAGCAUACACCACCCAGUCACCAAGCCAGGCACUCAGAGUCACUUGAAAGCUUCGAUGUACUCCACAGGAAGAGAAGACAGACCAGCCUUCCCCCAGUAGUCAAUGGCACGCACUCUGUAAAAGCCAGAGACUGAGCUUCCUGCAAAUGAAAAGGUUAUGUGGGGACAGGAUCAACAAGAAGCAGCACAAGAAGCAUGCAGGCUGACUGAAACCCCUCCGCUCAACUUGGGAAGCAGCAUCACCUGCUCCAAAGAAAGCUGUGCUCCUGAGGAACUGUGCUACUGUGUGCUGAUAAGAAAUCUGUUGUGGAACUACUGCAGCUACUUUAUGCCUCUGGAACACACACAUGAAGUAAACACUGGGACAAUGGAAAGACCACUUGAGGCUACCAGGAUGGAAAACACCACUUCUGCCUGUGUUCUCAUGGAAAGAAAGACUCAUGUCAAGAUUAACAGGAAACAAGUCAUGCUAGCUAAGUUGAGGAAGAGCUGCUCCUGCACCCCAGAGAAGCUGAAGAACUUUCUCAUGGACUUUCUUCCUGUUUUACGAUGGCUUCCCAAAUACAAGUGCAAAGAGUACAUCUGGGGGGACGUUAUGUCUGGCUUAGUGAUUGGCAUCAUUUUGGUACCCCAAGCAAUUGCCUACUCACUGCUAGCAGGUCUGAAGCCCAUUUAUAGUCUGUACACAUCAUUCUUUGCCAACAUCAUCUAUUUCUUAAUGGGCACAUCCCGUCAUGUCUCAGUUGGCAUUUUCAGCUUGAUAAGCUUAAUGGUAGGACAAGUUGUGGACCGAGAACUUCUCUUGGCUGGGUUUGACUUGAAUGAUGAUGCCUCACCAGCCUUGGGCGAUAGCUCUCUGCAGAAUGACACUCAGUCCAACACAACUGCCUUCAACCUCACAAUUGCAGGGAUGAAUGCCGAAUGUGGGAAAGAAUGCUAUGCUAUUGGCAUCGCUACAGCCCUGACAUUUGUAGCUGGAGUGUAUCAGGUUCUAAUGGGAAUCUUUCGCCUGGGUUUCGUAUCUAUGUACCUAUCCGAGGCUGUUCUAGAUGGCUUUGCAACUGGUGCUUCCUUAACCAUUUUAACAGCUCAAGUGAAGUAUCUGAUUGGAAUAAAAAUCCCACGUAGCCAAGGGCAUGGGAUGCUUGUUAUUACCUGGAUUAAUGUUUUCCGGAACAUUUCUGAGGCUAACAUUUGUGAUGUCAUCACAAGUGCUAUUUGUAUCGUGGUGCUGGUUACUGCUAAGGAACUGGGAGAUCAGUAUAAGCAUAAGCUGAAAUUUCCUCUUCCUACAGAACUAGUAGUUAUUGUUGUGGCAACACUGGUGUCACACUAUGGGAAGUUAAAUGAAGUGUAUGCCUCCAGUGUUUCUGGAGCUAUUCCUACUGGAUUUAUUCCUCCCAAGGUACCACCUUUCAACUUAAUGCUCAGAGUCGCUAUAGAUGCUCUGCCUCUUGCCAUAGUCAGCUUUGUCUUCACUGUAUCCCUUUCUGAAAUGUGUGCAAAGAAAUAUGCUUACUCUAUCCGAGCCAAUCAGGAAAUGUUUGCUGUAGGGUUCUGCAACAUCAUUCCUUCUUUCUUCCACUCUUUUGCAACCAGUGCAGCUCUGGCAAAAACGCUUGUCAAAACAUCUACAGGCUGCCAGACUCAAGUCUCUGGAGUAAUUAGUGCAAUGGUGGUUUUGCUGGUGCUGCUCUUCUUGGCACCUCUCUUCUACUCCUUGCAGAAGUGUGUCCUGGCUUGUAUCAUUAUUGUCAGCCUCCGAGGAGCCCUGAGGAAGUUCCGAGAUGUGCCAGCACGGUACCAGGUGAACAAGAUGGACACAUUUGUUUGGAUUGUUACCACGUCUGCUUCCGCCUUGAUCAGCACAGAAAUAGGGCUGUUGGUUGGCAUUGUUUUCUCCCUGUUAUGCAUCAUUGUUCGGACACAGCGGCCACGGACAGCCCUGCUUGGUCAGAUCCAAGACACCAACUUUUAUGAGGAUGAUUUAGAAUAUGAAAAUCUCUCUUCUGUUCCAAAGGUCAAAAUAUUCCGUUUUGAGGCCCCACUUUACUAUGCAAAUAAAAACUACUUCCUCAAGUCUCUAUACAGAUUGACUAACUUAGAUCCUAACCUAGAAGUUGCUAGAAGGAAGAAAUAUAAGAAGGAAAAGCGGCAUCUGAAAAAGGGAGAUCACACAACUGCUAAUGGGCUGGGUAUUGGAGAAACCGCCCUGCAACUAGUUCCUAAGCAAACUGAUUUCCAAGCUCUUGUUGUAGAUUGCUCAUCCAUCUUGUUUUUGGACACCAGUGGAGUUAAUACUCUAAAGGAAAUCCUGAAAGACUACAAGGACUUGAACAUUUCUGUUCUGCUGGCCUGCUGCAAUCCCUCAGUGAUAGACUCUCUGAAAAGAGGAGGCUACUUUGGGAAAGAUUUUGGAAGUAUGCAGGAAAUGCUGUUCUACAGUAUACAUAAUGCUGUACAGUUUGCAAAAGACCAAAAGCUUCCAGCAGAUUGCUCAGUUUAAUCCUAUGUCUUCCCUGAUGACUCACUACAAAAGUGACAGAUAGAGAGGGGCAGUUUGCAAUAAUUAAAUUAUCAGACACACUGUUGGCUGUGUACAGCAAUAGGCCUACAAGCCACUCUCCCCUGAAGAGGUCUGCUGUUUGUCAGAUGCCACACAGAACAGCCACUGGAGAUGCAGUGUAGGACAGGGAUGGAACAGCUUGGAUUAUAUUACCUGCACCUUCACUUCGAAAUGCAGGUGGUGUGCAAUAGGGCAGUUUGGGAUUGACUGCCCCCUUGUGCCAUGAUCGUGUGUGACCAUAUACAUCAUAUGUGUGUGAUCAUAUACAUCAUGAGACUGCUGUGCUGUAAGAUCUGCCCAGUGCCAGUUGACUCUCACAGUGUUUCAAUGGCUGGUGAGUUUUAGGAGGGCUAAGCCAUCUCCAUAAAAAUGCAAUUAAUCUAGAAUCUUGGACACAUAACAGCUUAAAUUCCGGCUUGCAAGGUCUUGCCCCUUCCAGCAUUCUAGGUAUGCUCCCGAACAACUCCCACUAUUUAGAUACAAACAAAAUGCACAAAAUCCUGUGGAAUGUAGCAUGUCUCUCCACCUUGAUUACAUAGGCUUAAUGACACAACCUGCCACAGAAGAAACCAUGAGCCACCACUGGUUCCUCUCAAAACCAUCAUUUCCAAAAAUUACUGCUGGAAUCACUUGUGUUAUUGGCUUCCAUUUGCGGUAAUUCGUUACUGAAGGUUGUGAAAUCCUUAACGAUGCUGGAAGAAGUAUGACUCUGCUGCACAAUUUUUUAACUAGUAAGGGGAUAAACAGAAAAAUUAAUGGCUUUAUUUUGCAGUCACACAGUUACCCAUGUAGUUGUACCAUCCUGUAAAAAUAAGUUGCCUCUGGUGGGCACAUGCAAUUCCAGGGACAAAUAAGGACUAUCAAAUAUAAAACCUUAGAACUGUGAUUCAUCUUAGCAUGCUUUUUCCUACCACUGCCUGCCUGGGUGCAAACAGAAACAGAAGAAAAGAGGGUAGGACGGGAAGAUAAAUCUGUGAUCUGCCUAAAAGGGGAUUAAUGGGUCAGUCAGAACUGCCUGGCUGGUCUUCUCUAAUGCAGUGCUAAUGAAGCUUUAGAGUAGCGUACCUGGGCCAAGUAAAGGGAGCAAUACUUGGCAAGUUGUGUAUGCCCGUAUGCUGGAAAAAUUCCACCACUGUUUGUACAUAAUACAUGUAUUUAUCUUUUUUUCCUCCUAUCAUAUUAUUCUUUGAUUUAAAGUCCACUAAACCAUGUUUUACAGGGCUGGGUUACUUUCUACCAUAAUUUGCAUUAACUGCUGUUCAUUCUGCUUUGUGUCAAAUGAUACCCCCAGAGUCAGUUGUACUGUUACAUAUACAUGUUCUCUCUCUACAGACAAGCUUAUAUUUAGAUUUUGAUUGUAACACAGUUAGCACUCAGUGUUCCAGCCUAAAGCAUUGGCAGAACAUCCUCUCUCAUACUCAAACUUGUAAUUACCUGCACAAAAGGUAGGACAGCUGCCCUAUCUUUCUCUCCUUAAUCAUGGCUGGUUCACACACAGCACCAAGCACAGAAGGGAAUUCUACCACAGCUGUGCCUCUUACAAAUAGCAGACUCUAGAAUAGGUUCCAUGUAUGCAGAUGCCAUUUCUCUGCUGUGUCAUUUAAAAUAACAAGUCAGGUCAACAUACCAUGUGACUUGCUUAUUUCAACUUUUCAGGUCACUGAAUGAAAGAACACUCAAACUGAGGCUCUCCAGGUGCCCUACAGCCUGUCUGGCUCUCAAGAGCAAGUAUUUUGUUAAAGUAAAAGACAAAAUAAAAAACCUCUUCACAGGUAUUGAGAAUAGCACAAUAUUAGGUAAGUGACUCAAUGCUGACAUUUUCAUGCACUCAUUAUAAAAAAGCCUAUCAGCUGCACACUGUUAGUACUGCCAGAGCAGUGAAACCUGACAGAAAUGUCUGUCAAGAGAUUAAAGGAUUAACAUUGGCAGCAUUUUUCUGCCAUAAAAGAUUCUAAUUCCAUUAUUCUUUAAAUUGCUGACUUGGUAUAACUACCUUCUCUCUGUUACACAUGCAAAUGGGCAGAGCCCAAGGACAAAGUACUGCUUUGUGUUCGCUUUUGUUUGUAACAAAUCUUUGAUCAGGAAUAUCUCUUUUAAGGUUCUGCUAGGGCCUAGCAUGAGGAAGUGGGUUUGCAGGAGUUACUGCCAGACAACAUCAAUAUAGACACUCUUAGGCUGUUAAGCCAAAGCAAGCUGUCAUUUGAAGUCAAAACUGUGUCAGUACGAAAGAACAUAUGUCCUAACAAUUUAGACUUCUUUUAUCUUCAUGGAUCAAACUAUCAGCCUACAAUAUAAAGGAAAAAAUGCAAAAAAAAGCUUUUACUCUACAUGAUUCUCAUUUUAAAAGAGAGAUAAAAAAAAAAAAAAGAUAUUCCAGUGCUAAUGAAGGUGUAUCCUUGCAACAGUCUGUGGAAAAAAGUGAAGAGAGGUUGCCCAUCUCUUAUCCAGCAGGCUGACAAAUUAGAAGUCAAAAGUCUCUUUUUCAUCAUAUUUAUUGUAAGACUGGCACCAAAGGAUACCCAAGCAGAGAAACUUGGCAAUGCAUAAGAGAGGGUGUAAGGUUUAAGACUUUUACUAGGAAGAAACAUUAGACCAGAAGAAACCAUAAGAACAGUUUUACAUUUCUGUUUCGUUGGCAGAGCUGACUCACAAUUAACUUGUUUGUGUAGAACAAUGUCAAACACAGCAGGGAAACAGCUUUCAGUGCUAUGAUGUGGUGAUGCUGGGAGACUGUAAAUUAUAUCUAAGGAGUAUGUAGAAGGUAACUAAAAAAGCAAGCUUUUUUUUUCUGGCACAGUUAUGUUUCCUAUACUGCUUUACACAAAGAUUAAGUGUAUGAAGACUGAAGAUGUUAAAAACUGCUGAUACUCUUCCCUCCCAUUUUACCAGGAACUAGGUACUGUGACUUGGAGAGGAGCUGGGGAUAGGCUUGUAAUUCCAACUAGGUUAAUACUAAUGUUGAAAUAAAAUCAUUAUAUGCCUUUUAGGAAAAGUUAUAUCCAUCAUGUAGAUUGACUAUAUUUCUGUUCACUGUGGUGCCCUGUAUAAAUCACGUAUCCAACAAACUUUAGUACUGCUACGUAACAAUAGGAAAGGGUUCUUAACUUGCAGACUGUGUGGGUCCUAUGCAGCUGGCAAAGAGCUGGGAAUUUUCACCUCAAACUCUCCUGAUGACUGGUGCAGCAUGUGUGGUCUAGGUGUCAAAAUGGCUGUAUUUAUCAGCACUGGUAGCUAACAACUAGGGAACUGUCCAGUCCAUGACACAUACUUUGGAUUCUACGAUAACCAUGAAUAUUCCUGUGUCACAUGACCUAGAGGUAAAUGUGUGCUUUUGGUUGGAAAAUAAAACUAGCAGUUCUUUGAAACA